Chara braunii is the source of this 2633-nucleotide messenger RNA. Lineage: Eukaryota; Viridiplantae; Streptophyta; Charophyceae; Charales; Characeae. The record is from the annotation of a GenBank genome assembly.
CGCUUCGGCAUUCUUCUCCAUUCUCUCUCCUUUCUCUCUGGCGCUCCCUCCUCCUAUCACUCGUCGCCAACGUCCCUCCUUUCCUAGGCAUCUCUCUCUCUCUCUCUCUCUCUCUCUCUCUCUCUCUCUCUCUCACACACACACACACACACACACACACAUAUUCAAUUUUUUUUUUUGUUUUGUCCCAUUCUGUUUGCAUGUGAAUCCAUCUGUGUCUGUCUGUCUGUCGGUCGGUCGGUCUGUGUGGGUGGGUGGGUGGGCGUGUGGGACGUUGGCGAUGGCGGCUAUCGCUGCUCAGGGGGCUUCGCUUUGCAAGUCAACGACAUUAGCCACCCUCUCAUCUGCCGGGGCUGGCGAUGGCGGAGAAACCUGCCAGCGAGGGAGGCUGACACGUGGCGUGCAGGGGAACGACGUGUUCCAAGCGCGCUCUGCUGUUCGAUCAGGCUCUGCAGAUGAGAGGGCGCCACGUGUCAGAAGCUUGUUGCCUCAGUUGCCGCCGCGACGUCGCAAGUUUUCUUCUCAGUUCCUUCCUUCUAUCUCAAGGCAAGAGCUCAGAGCGAAACAGAAAUCCUCCAAAAGAGGGAAUGGCAUUGUCAGUCCUUGUGCUUCAGCAGAGGCAAUCGGUGUGAGAGUUGAGCAGCUAAGGGGCGCAAGGGAGGCAUUGAAAGAGAUCAUCCAGAGCAAAUAUUGCAAUCCAAUUUUGGUACGGCUUGGUUGGCACGACUCGGGAACGUAUAACAAGGAGAUCCAAGAAUGGCCCACGGCCGGCGGUGCAACGGCAAGCAUAAGGUUCAAGCCAGAGAUUGAUCACGGUGCAAACGCAGGUGAGAGGGUUGCCGGGGGGCCUAAGAUCCCGAUGAGGUAUGGCCGAUUGGAUGCCAGCUCUCCAGAGUUCUGUGCCCCCGAUGGAAAUCUCCCAGAUGCUGCUCCUCCAUCUCCGGCAGAUCACCUUCGCAAGGUCUUCUACCGCAUGGGACUGAAUGAUAAGGAUAUUGUAGCGUUAUCUGGAGCGCAUACAAUAGGGAGAUCUCGCCCUGACAGAAGUGGGUUUGGAAAAGAGUCAACCAAGUACACGAAAGAUGGGCCCGGAGCUCCUGGUGGGCAGUCCUGGACUCCUGAGUGGCUUGUGUUCGAUAACAGCUACUUCAAGGAAGUAAAGGCAAAGAGGGAUGAGGAUCUGCUUGUUUUGCCGACCGAUGCAGCUCUAUUCGAGGAUGAAGGAUUCAAGGCGUAUGCAGAAAAAUAUGCGGAGGAUCAAGAAGCCUUCUUCCGCGACUACGCAGAAUCACAUGCGAAGCUAAGCGAGCUGGGCUGUAAAUUUGACCCUCCAGAGGGUAUCGUUAUUGAUGAACCCGCUUCUGCGGCAGACUCAGGGUUUGAAAAGUUCGUUGCUGCGAAGUAUUCGGCGGAAGCAGCCAAGCCAUCCCCAAAGAAGGAUGGCUUAUCACCAGAGAUGAGAGAGAAGAUACGCAAAGAGUACGUUGGAUGGGGAGGCAGCCCCGACGAGCCGACGCCAAACUACUUCCUAUACAUUAUCAUUGGUAUCUCAGUUCUGGCAGUUAUCGUUAAGUUCUUGGGCAUUGUACAGUCCUGACCAUUGAUCAAACAGGUCCAGAGUUCAAACUUCAGGUUUUAAAUCCUGAUGGAUGCAAUAAUGAUAGAGGCUAUCCCCCUUCAGAAAAGCAGAAAAAGAAGAAGAACACGAAGAACAAGAACAAGAACGAGAAGAAGAAGAAGAAGAAUAACAAAAGGAGUGUUGAUGUCAUGUAUUUAAUGAACAACUUCAUAAAUUUAGGACGGCUACUUUAUUUACCCUUAGAUAUGAUAUGGUAAUGCUGUCUUCAGAAGACAUAGUAAAUUAGUAAUCGUACGAGGAUUGACGACAUGUACUCGGCCACCCUUAUAGUAGAAAGUGUAUAUGGCUUUUACAUGUUUACGGUGAUAUUCAUCAGGAGUGCAAUCCCAUUGCAUGAUCGGUGUUCUUCAGGAAGGGAGAGGAGUGAGGGGAGGAGGAGGAAAAGGGAGCGGGGGUGAAGAUGACACACAUUUUACGCUGCAUUGCCAAAGUUUAAUCUUGGCCUGGGAUUUCUUGAGUGCCUAUGUGUGGGCGGUUUGCUUAUAUGAUUAGAUAUCGCGUUUUGGUCAUAUUUGGGUCCAUCUUGUUCAUGUUUUGAUCACAUUCGGUCAUGUCGCAGUGUUGUUUUGGUUUAGGGUUUAGGUCUUAUCUUGGUCUGACUCACAGUUUCGUCGUAUCUUCUUUUCAUUUGGGUCUCUUUUUUGGCCUCAUCUUGGUCACCAUUUGGUCUUAUCUUGGUCUCACAGACGCUCAACUGCGUUUUCAUUUGAGUGGGCUGAAGAGAUCAUUUCAGUGGCUUGUCCGAUGAGGGACAUAUUUCGUGGUGAGGGGCAGUCUCAUGGAUGAUCACUCAUCCCAAAAAAUGGCGCUUGCCGGAUAAGCCAAAUGACCUAUUCAGGUCACUCAAGUACAAAAUGCGAAACGGAAGAAAAACUCAAUUUUAACGAAAAUGCAGUUUCUCACUCUUGGUCACAAUUUGGACUCAUCUUGGUCACAAUUUGGGGUCUCAUUUGGUUUUUGGUCUCGUUUUGGUCUCAUUUUGGCCAUAUUUCGC